Molecule: messenger RNA, 1553 nt
Organism: Capsaspora owczarzaki ATCC 30864
Lineage: Eukaryota; Filasterea; Ministeriida; Capsasporidae
Exons: 6
Coding region: 1-1398 (465 amino acids)
Biological process (GO): positive regulation of transcription elongation by RNA polymerase II; transcription elongation by RNA polymerase II
Cellular component (GO): nucleus; Cdc73/Paf1 complex
Molecular function (GO): RNA polymerase II C-terminal domain phosphoserine binding
Source: RefSeq, a predicted model, not a curated record
AUGUUAGUCCUGUUUCUUUCUCGCUUGCGGAUUGAAUCGCUCGCUGCAGCAAAAUUCACAAUGGACUUGUUUGGGUCGGACGACGAGGACAACCUGCCGCUGCCAGCGAACGCGGCGACGACGACGACUGCCGCGGCUUCAUUAUCAGACACGCAGACGCACCAGCAACGGAGCCGGCAGUUUACCACCAGCGCACAGGACGACGACGAUGACGGCGCGAGCCAAGGCCAAGCUGCGGCGGCGGGAUCGCAGGGCCGCGUCGUCGACACACGGUCGCUGUUUGACGAUGACAGCGACGAGGAGGAGACGAACGGUCGAGGUGCUGCUGCUGCCGGUGCUGCUGCUGCGAGUGCUCGGACGGGACUGGACGAGGACGAUGAGGACGACAACGAUCUCCCAUCCACAGACGCGCUCAGUCAGCAAGCACGGCAGUCGCAAUCGGACAGUGCCUCCCAGCCGUCCAUGAAGCGAUCUGCCUCGUCUGCACAAGCGCCGCCGCCCCGGCCGCUGGGACCCAUGCUCAAGGAGAUGACCGCCUCGAUUCCUCAAGCACUUCCUCGAAGCCAUCUCGUCAAAUUGCCAAACUUCAUUUCGAUCGACAAUAACGAGUUUAUUCCAAGCGAGUAUCAACCACGAGAGGCAGGCGCAGACGAGGGCGAUCACAUCCGCCUGGAUGUCGAAAACACCAUCCGAUGGCGGUCAGUGGAUGACGGCGCUGGCGGUGCUGAACGCGAGUCGAAUGCUCGGCUUGUGCGUUGGUCGAACGGCACUCAGUCGCUCUUCCUCGGCUCCGAAGUUUUUGACAUUGCUGAUAAGAACAUUCUCGCAGACAACAACCAUCUCUUUGAAGUCUUGCCUCAGUAUCUGAUUGCGCAUGCAGUUGUCGAUUCGCGCUUCAUCUUCAAACCGCUGUCGGCUACCAGCGCCACGCAUCGCAAGCUGACGGCCUCCGUCGCGUCUCGCGCUGCCAAGAUGAACAAGUCGUCCGUCAUGCAAACCAAGGCAGUGAGCGAGCAAUCACGCCUGAGCGCGAUCCGCCAGGAGGACGAAACGAUUCGCGCCCGUUCGCGUCGUGAAGGUCGGCAACGCCAGCGUCUCGAGCAGGCCCAGAACAGCGGGCUGUCGGCUGACUUUUUGGAAGAUCGCCUGGAUGAUGGCGAUGAUUCUGCCAUCAGCCUGCGAAAUAUCCGCGAGAACGUUCUUCAUCGAUCAAAACGAGCACACGAUGACGAGGAUGAGGACGAUGAGGAGGAGCAAGAAGAGUCCGAUGGUGACGAAGACGCAGACACGCGCAUCUCGCGAGCCAAAGCAUACGAAGGAAACGGCGAUGCGCGCUCGCAACGUGCUGCCUCCCGAAAACGCCAUCGUGCGACUUCUGAUGAUGAAGACAGUGACUAGCGGCGCAUCUCCGUCGGGCGUUUGUUGUUUCUAUGCACUUUUGUUUCUCAAAUUUAUACACACCAAUUUCAAACACAUUGUUGCCUUGAAAGCUUGGACUUCAUGUGAUUGAUGGAUGUAAUAAUGUAUAACCAAACCAUACUUUAACAUUUACA